Protopterus annectens (West African lungfish) is the source of this 4847-nucleotide messenger RNA. RefSeq names its product mucin-3A-like. The record is from RefSeq and is a predicted model, not a curated record. The transcript is spliced from 12 exons. NCBI's taxonomy places the organism in Eukaryota, Metazoa, Chordata, Ceratodontiformes, Protopteridae. The coding region runs from base 216 to 4802 and encodes 1528 amino acids.
CGGCGUAAUUACCUGACGUCAUGUCAACUAAUCAGCAAGUUUUCUUAAUCCCUUCUUGCAGCUGUGACUAGGAAAAUUUCUUAUUUGCUGCAACGCUUAGACAAGCUUGUAGUAUUGAUUGACUUUUUUUUUAAUUACUAUUAUUGUUUUUAACUGAAGGUGUUAUCGUGGGCUGCUUUUUUGAAGUUACGUUUUCUAUUUCUCAUGGUUGCAACAUGUGGUACAUCAGGAACGUGUUUUACUUGAUAGUGUUUGUUUUGCAAGAUGUAGCCAAGAUUUGCAUGUCUCUGAAUGAUGCAAGCAGAAGGACCUAUGUUUCUGCUUCUGAAUUAGAGACACUUAAAAUAAAUUCUGGAGUAGAGAUGUUUACUGAAAGACCAGCAGAAGUUUCAGAAGAGUUUUAUGUAACAGACGUAAAUUUUAAAAGUACUGUUACUUGGGCAUCUGAGAUUGCUACAACUAAAGCUGGUUUGGCACAGAACACUUCACUCAAUCCAUUAAAAGAUUUGUUUACCCCAGAUAAGGAAAUUUCAUUUAAUAUCCAUACUUCAGAAAUGCCAAACAUUGUUUACAGUAAAACACAAACUGGAGGAAAUACGGCAUCUACUCUAGACAUGAAUACAACUGUCAGCUCUAAUAAACCUCUUAAACUGUUGACAAGUUUGGGGAUCACACCUCCAAAUGGUUCUGACAGAUGGACAAACUCUGGGAACAAUGCAGCAUCUACUCUAGACACUAGUACAACCAUCAGAUCUAAUGUAUCCCGUAUGUUACUGACAAGUUUAGGAAUGACCUCUGCAAAUGGUUCCAUCAAACAGGCGAGCUUUUUCUCUGGCCCAGAUAAUAGCUCUUUAUACCAGAGUGCAUCACCAGCCGUGACACCAAAGUCGAAUCUUUAUGCUGUCCAGACUCCCCAGACAAGUGAAUAUGCAAGUAAUUUUAACUUCAGGAACAGCUCAGAAGACCAUAAAAUACACAGCAAUACCACUACUUCAGUGCUCAGGACAGUGCAAGCACAUUCAUCAAGAUGGCUAUCUGAUAUUACAGCUUUGUUCAAUGUAACUGGCAGUUUACUUGGAUCAUCUGGUCUUGUCACUGACUCCACUGUCCUUUCCUCAUCUACUAGUUUAGAGAGCAGUUCUGAGCUAUCUAGUGUGAAAACUGCAUUUCCUGCAUUUCUGAUGACUGCCUCUGCAGAAGCUUCUUCAGUGGGCAGGAGUGCCACUGAUAGUAGUUUAAAUGUGGAUGGAACAGAUGUGGCAAAUCUAAAUGAAAGCAUCCAAGUUCCCACAAUGUCAGCAACUUUAACUUUUUCAGAAGAUAAGUUUUUGAGUGUUGUGCAUUCAGGUAAUCUAGAUACCAGUAAUACAGUUAGCACACUUUCAGAUGAAAAUCACACUGUUGUAUCUGAUGUGCUUUUCCUGUCUUCACCUCUUCAUUCAAGACCAACACUGUCUACACCAGUGAAUGCAGUAUUAAAUAUCACUGGUCCACAGCCUUCUGCAACUGGUUAUAAUGUAUUCAGUAUCACUAAUGAUGCUAGGGAAGAGUCAGGUGUCACUGAUAUUGGUUUCUUCUCCAGAUUAAUUGGCACAUCUUCACUUCCUGCAAGUCCAACAGGAAUAGCCCAUUCUGGUACGAGUGCCCUGGAGAAUUCUAUUCGUAUGGUACCUGCCACAGAAGUAACUAUAAAGGGAUUUAACUUUGGUACAUCUGGCAGAGUUGAGACUCCAGAUACUCAUUCUUUAAGCUCUAGAACGGGAAGUAUUGUUACUAGAUCAUUAACUGUUGCAAGCCUUUCAGACUAUGUUGGUACUGCAACGUUUGAGGACAGUUUUAAUGGUUUGCAGAAUGUCACUGUUUCCCAUGAAAUAUUAAGGUCGAGUUUGACGCAGACUCCCUAUACAUUGUAUAACUUCAGCGAUAUGAUUAAUCAUAACAAAAAUGUAUCCACAUUGAGCAGCAUGCCAAAUGCACAGACCACUGCUGAUUUUGCAAGUGAUAUGGUGCCUGAUUUUGUUCAGUCCUCAACUGAGUCAUUCCUUAAUACCACAGUAGUGACCUUCGAAAUGAGUGGCACAUCUAAUUCUAGUCCCCUUGGCUUGUUGGAUAAUUACACUAAUUUCACAAAGAGCAGUGUCCUGGAAGCAGGUGAUCUUCCCAGUUCACCAUUUAGUGCCCUUCCUGUAUUUAAUUCCCGCUCAGCUGUUACAAAAUCUCCUUCCCCACAUACAGAGCAUACUACAUACGUGUUGGCCCAACAUAAUGCAUCAGCUGAGUAUAGUACAUUUCCAACUAGUCACUCCAGGUCUGUGGAGUUGUAUAAUUUAAGUUCAUUACCUUCUGUAACUGAUGCAAUGCCUUCGAAUGAUGCAAUGCCUUCGAAUGCUAUUGUAACUAUAUUUUAUCCUUUAAAUACGGUUGUGGAAGACUCUACAGUUUCUGCUCAUUCCAGUGCUGAAGCUGUAACAUAUGGGUAUUUCUUCGAUAAUGAUACUACAAAUGACCUUUCUCAGAGCUCUAAUGUACCUUAUUCCCAGAUGAGUGAAAUGGAUCCAAUCACAGGAACAUUGUUGGAUACUGUACUGGAUGAUGAGGCUAACUUGUAUUCGGGAACGUACACCACUGAUGCAAUGCUGACUGAAACGGAUUCUUUAGGACCAUGUAUAAAUGUCACGCAAGCUGAUCAAGGUUGCAUAGGUCCCACUUUGUCUAAUUCCAGUUCAUGGCACAUGUUAUCCACCACUGGGGGCAGUGUUAAAAAUAGUACAGACAUGUACUUAUCUAGCAGCAUGCAUGAUGGCUCUGUUUCUCCAGUUUACCCUUCUGUAAUGACGUAUCCUUUUGGAGUAACAGAAGGAACAGAUAUUCUUUAUACAGUAGCUAGUAAAAGCAAUGCUACAGCAGUGGAGGGACUUUCUGCUCAUCCAUCAUCCAGCGCCACCUCUGUAGAACCUCUAAAUUCAAGUUUAAAUGCAUUGUCAUUAGUGACCACAUUGCCUGUUGUGAAUAUUAACAGCACUAGACCUGGGGCAUCUGUUAAAACAGCCACUAAUGUUGCAAGUGAUGGAACUUUUCUGUAUGGGUCCUCUGAAACCACCAGAUUAAAAAAUACAGGUAUAGCUAUGGAUAUUGUAACUUUGCAGAACUCUACAGAUGCUGGGUCGCUCCUCUCCAGUCCAGUGCAAAUGUAUAAAUCUGCUAAAACUACCAGAUCAGAAAAUGAAGUUACAUCUUUGAGUCCCUUAUCAGCUUUCCUACAGACCUCAACAGACACUGGGUCAAAUUUUAUAUGGACCUCUACAGAUUUUGGGCAUCAUCUCUCUAGUGCAAGGCUAGCAUAUCACUUGACAAAAUCUACCAAAUUACAACAUGCGGUGUCAACUUUACAGAAAUCCACAGAUGGUGCAUCUCAUUUUUCUAGUCCACGGCAGACUACUACACUAAUGCCAGUAUCACCAACAUCUCUUCUAUCCGCUUUGGUUACCAGAAGAACUACAGCAGCCUCUUCAGCCUCUAAGCACAGUAAACCAUUGCUGUAUUCUACCUCAUCUAAAGCGGAGUUAUUCCACAGUGUGUCUACAUUGGGCAUAGACAGUGAUAUGAGCUACACAACCAAUCUGCUGUAUACUGCAGAUUUCACAACUGGAAGGAAAUCUACAAUGCAAGGUUCCACUUCGUAUGCACUGCCUUUGCUUCCACUGACAUUUAAACUUGAUGGCAUUGAAUACAGUAGCUCCUUGACUAAUUCUUCUUCAGAAGAGUAUCGCAAACUAGAGGAACAAAUGCAACAAACACUCGCCAGAAUUUUUGCAUCCACAUUUGGGAAUGCAUUCGUGGAGAUGAGAGUUCUUGGUUUUAAGAAAGGAUCUGUUAUUGUGGACUCCGAGAUAAUUUUCAAGUCUAUUAGCCAGCGUCCAAGCAGUUCUGAUCUUGUUCGCACUGUCAUAACGUUUGCUAGCAAUAAUUCAUCUGGAUUUUCAUGGCAAAUUGUGCCUGUAUCUGUGCAGUGUUCAGGGUACAACAUUACAAACCUAGAACCAGAGAAGGUGGUAAUCUCAUUUACUGGUGUUGGUAUGGGCUCCAGUGACUCUGAAAAAGGUGUCCUAACAGCAUUACAAAGCAGUGUGGUGAAUGUUUUAAUGGAUGCCUAUCCAGUCCAAAAUUUUACCAUUCUUCAGAUUAGGAACGACAGUAGAAACCUUGAGAUAUUGGGUGCAGCAUACCUCCACACAACUUCUAGAGCCAGUCCGAAUUGUGUGUUAAAAACUCUGUAUGGGCUGAACCAGUCUAUUGACCUAAGUACUCUAACUGUUAAUGAAUAUGUAUUGUGGCAGUUGGCCAUGACCAUUGUAUUUGCUGAUGCUGUUGAUGAUUUGCAGUGGGACUUUAGUUCUGUUCCCCUUACACUUCCUCGCUUCAGGUUAACUAGGAUUCAUUGUCAAAAGCCCAGGGCAGUAUUAAGAGUGGAGUCCACCUUAGAAGAGAAGUACAAGAAUUUUAUGCAACUUGUUAUUAGAAAUAUAAUACCAGGAUCAGUGGUAUCACAGGGGGUUCUGAUAUUCCUAAAACCUGCACCAGAAAAUACAGAUGUGCUGAAUACUCUGGUUGGGUCUCUUGAUUCUGGCUUAUUUUUGAAGGGAACCAACUUUCUCAUAGAUCCCUUAUCUAUCAGGAUUGGUGAUGCAAAAAUCACAGAUCAGGAUACACGGUCAGGUGUUCCAGGAUAUGGAGUUGCCAUUAUUGUCAUGUGUGGGCUUUGCAUACUGUUUUCACCUUUAUUAAUACUCCUGGUAAGAUGAAGUGAUAUCUUUAUUUCAUAUAGACAAUGCACAUUUAGAAAUAAA